CGCAUGCAUGCAUGCAUGCGACCGACGGGCUGAUUUCAUAACGUGGGGAGGAAGAGAGGAAUGGGGCUUUGAGGAACUGAUGAGCACCAGACCUGUUAGGUAGGCUCUAUGCACCAUCAGUGUCGUCUCUAUUCGCGGGCCAUGCAGGCGGUGCGCUAGAGGAGAUGCGGUAGAGGAGGCUGCUGAUGCUGCUGUCCGAUCAGCUGUUCUUUUUGUCUUGAGCAUCAUCGCGGUGACGGCCAGAGAAACCGAAGACCAAGCCCCGGAGCCAGCAGGGACACCGCAGAGCGGACGACAGAGGAUGGAGUUCAAGCAUCUGGUGGAGGCGGCGGAGAAGUGGUGCUCCGGGAACCCGUUCGACCUCAUCUUCGCCGAGGAGGACGACGAGAGGCGGCUGGACUUUUACGCAGAGCCCGGCGUCUCCUUCUACGUGCUGUGUCCCAGCGGCACGGACACCUUCCACGUGUGGAGUGAGAGUGAGGACUGCCUUCCCUUCCUUCAGCUGGCCCAAGACUACAUCUCCUCCUGCGGGAAGAAGACUCUGCUGGAGGUGCUGGAGAAGGUCUUCACAUCCUUCCGGCCUCUGCUGGGUCUGCCUGACAUAGAAGACGACAGUUUUGAGCAUUACCACGCUGACAUGGAGGGGGAACCAGGGCCCGACCACCAGCAGAUGGGGGUCAGCCAGCAGUGAAGAGCCCCAAGACGAGGCCUGCAGCUGGGGCAGAGCUGCUGAGAAGCUCCGGGCCUCAACUCGUCAGCCCAAACACUUAAUAACACACUCUUAUCUAAACACACACGCACACGCACACACACACACACACACACACACACACACACACACACACGUAUACUUACGGCCAACUUGCUAAAAAUGCACCACCAUGUUUUUGAAUGUCUCAGUGGCUUUGCUUUCCAAAGAGUGCACUCCAUUGCACUGUGAUGAUCCCCCCAACCAACCAAACACACACACACACACACACACACACACACACACACACACACACAUUGGGGCUACGUGAGUAGUAGCCACGUACAAUGCAAGUUUCAUAAUCAUUCACCAUCUGGUUAGUUAAAGUUCCACAGCACAGCAAUAUUACAUCGGCCUCAGCUGGCUUUGUUAUGCAGAAAUACAGUCAGAUGUUACGCACAUUUCCCCACGGCUUUGGAGAUGAAUGUGACAGAUAACCCACUUUUCUCUGCCUGUCUGUUGACACAGAGGACGCAGAGCUAAGACGAAUGGGUAAGACAAAAACGACGGUUUGUCGCUUUGUGAGGCAGCUGGUGUGACGCAGAUGAAGAGUGGAAAAGCGGUGAAGUUUUCCACUGCAUGGAGGGAAACAAGGAGGGAACCGAGGGAUGUAUAUCUGUAGAUUCAGAUAGGGCAGCUCUCAAACUAUCCAAAUAGUCAUAUAGGUCACACCUCAUGUGGAAAUCAAAGUGUGCAGCUUUACAGUAGCAUGGAUCAUUUCUUGAGGUGCGUCUCUCAAUGUUUCUAAGGCAGUACACCUCAAAGAGUUUAAAGUCACUUAAUGAGGACGUUUUUAAUCGAUGUUACUAUUACACGACCAUCACAACAAACGCCCAUGUCGCAGCUUACGCCAUUCCUGGUUUGGGUGUCCCAUUGUCACACGACACCCUAGUUCUCCUGUCCUGUAGUCUUCCUGGUUCACGGGUUGCCCCCCUUUCUCGGCAAAAUCGGAUGAGAGACCUCUCUAAAUCCAGCCAAAACCUCUUUUGCGUGUGUUUUUUUUUUCUUCUUUUUCUUAACUAUGAUUUAAUAAGUGCACACUCAAAUCCCUGAGUGAUAUCACAGAGAGAGGAUAUUUGUUGACAGCCACCCUGUUAUCUCUAAUCUCACAUUGUGUUAUUGUAUACACAUCCAGUGCACUGCGAUGCUUCAGAUCCACAUGCAAGACUGUUUCAGAGGUUCAUCCUAGCCCGUUUCCUUUGGCUUGUAAAUGUUUGUCAUUUUAUUGCCUACAGUAUUUGAAUGUUUCUCCUGCAGUGUAUCUUCUGUUUGCCCUCCAAUGUGUGUGAAAUUGUUCAAUAAACCGUGUGAACAGAGA
Messenger RNA from Etheostoma spectabile (orangethroat darter), 2066 nucleotides. RefSeq names its product maturin, neural progenitor differentiation regulator homolog (Xenopus) (gene mturn). Gene Ontology annotation, biological process: regulation of signaling; positive regulation of megakaryocyte differentiation. The transcript has 3 exons. Gene Ontology annotation, cellular component: cytoplasm. The record is from RefSeq and is a predicted model, not a curated record. Bases 302 to 691 code for a protein of 129 amino acids. NCBI's taxonomy places the organism in Eukaryota, Metazoa, Chordata, Actinopteri, Perciformes, Percidae.